This is a messenger RNA of Otolemur garnettii (small-eared galago), 4432 nucleotides long. RefSeq names its product TEK receptor tyrosine kinase (gene TEK). Gene Ontology annotation, cellular component: signaling receptor complex; plasma membrane. Gene Ontology annotation, biological process: angiogenesis; positive regulation of endothelial cell migration; protein phosphorylation. Gene Ontology annotation, molecular function: protein binding; ATP binding; transmembrane receptor protein tyrosine kinase activity. NCBI's taxonomy places the organism in Eukaryota, Metazoa, Chordata, Mammalia, Primates, Galagidae. The record is from RefSeq and is a predicted model, not a curated record.
CUGUGCUGUUCCUUCUUGCCUCUAACUUGUAAACAAGACCUCAUAGAACAUGCGAAUGGAAAGUCACAAACCUCUGGGUUUUUGAAAGGAUCCUUGGGACCUCAUGCACAUCUGUGGAUACUGGAUGGAGAGAUUUGGGAAAGCAUGGAUCUAGCCGGCUUAGUUCUCUAUGGAGUCAGCUUGCUCCUUUCUGGAAUGGUAGAAGGUGCCAUGGACUUGAUCUUGAUCAAUUCCCUACCACUUGUAUCCGAUGCUGAAACAUCCCUUACCUGCAUUGCCUCUGGGUGGCGCCCUCAUGAGCCCAUCACCAUAGGGAGGGACUUCGAAGCUUUAAUGAACCAGCACCAGGUUCCACUGGAAGUUACUCAAGAUGUGACCAGAGAAUGGGCUAAAAAAGUCGUAUGGAAGAGAGAAAAGGCUAGUGAGAUCAAUGGUGCUUACUUUUGUGAAGGGCGAGUUCGAGGAGAGGCAAUAAGGAUACGAACCAUGAAGAUGCGUCAACAAGCUUCCUUCUUACCAGCUACUUUAACUAUGACUGUGGACAGGGGAGAUAAUGUGAACAUAUCUUUCAAAAAGGUAUUGAUUAAAGAAGAAGAUGCAGUGAUUUACAAAAACGGGUCCUUCAUCCAUUCAGUGCCCCGCCAUGAAGUACCAGAUAUUUUGGAAGUGCAUCUGCCUCAUGCUCAGCCCCAGGAUGCUGGCGUGUACUCAGCCAGGUACAUAGGAGGCAACCUGUUCACCUCGGCCUUCACCAGGCUGAUAGUCCGGAGAUGUGAAGCUCAAAAGUGGGGACCUGAAUGUAACCACCUCUGUACUGCUUGUGUGAAUAACGGUGUCUGCCAUGAAGAUACUGGAGAAUGUAUUUGCCCCCCUGGAUUUAUGGGGAGGACAUGUGAGAAAGCUUGUGAGCUGCACAUGUUUGGCAGAACUUGCAAAGAAAUGUGUACCGGGCCAGAGGGAUGCAAGUCCUAUGUGUUCUGUCUCCCAGACCCCUAUGGGUGUUCCUGUGCCACAGGCUGGAAGGGUCUGCAGUGCAAUGAAGCAUGCCACCCUGGUUAUUACGGGCCAGAUUGUAAGCUCAAGUGCAGCUGUACCAAUGGGGAGAUGUGUGACAGGUUCCAAGGAUGCCUCUGCGCUCCAGGACGACAAGGGCUCCGGUGUGAGAAAGAAGGCAUGCCAAGGAUGACCCCAAAGAUAGAGGAUUUGCCAGAUCACAUAGAAGUAAACAGUGGCAAAUUUAACCCCAUCUGCAAAGCCUCCGGCUGGCCACUACCUGCUAAUGAAGAAAUGACCCUGGUGAAGCCAGAUGGGACAGUGCUCCGUCCAAAAGACUUUAACCAUACGGAUCAUUUCUCAGUAGCCAUGUUCACCAUCGAACGGAUCUUCCCCCCCGACUCAGGAGUUUGGGUCUGCAGUGUGAACACAGUGGCUGGGAUGGUGGAAAAGCCUUUCAACAUUUCUGUUAAAGUUCUUCCAAAGCCCCUGAAUGCCCCAAAUGUGAUCAGCACUGGACACAACUUUGCUGUCAUCAACAUCAGCUCCGAGCCUUACUUUGGGGAUGGACCAAUCAAAUCAAAGAAGCUUCUAUACAAACCUGUUAAACAUUAUGAGGCUUGGCGACAUAUUCAAGUGACAGAUGAGAUUGUUACUCUCAACUCUUUGGAACCUCGGACAGAAUACGAGCUGUGUGUGCAGCUGGUCCGGCGUGGAGAGGGUGGGGAAGGACAUCCUGGCCCUGUGAGACGCUUCACAACAGCUUCUAUCGGACUGCCUCCUCCAAGAGGUCUCAACCUCCUACCCAAAAGUCAGACCACUCUAAAUUUGACCUGGCAACCAAUAUUUCCAAGCUCAGAAGAUGAUUUUUAUGUGGAAGUAGAGAGGAGGUCUGUGCAAGUAAAAAGUGAUCAUCAGAAUAUUAAAGUGCCCGGCAACUUGACUUCUGUGCUGCUUAACAACUUACACCCCAGGGAGCAGUACAUAGUACGGGCCAGAGUCAACACCAAGGCCCAGGGGGAGUGGAGCGAAGACCUCACAGCUUGGACUCUCAGUGACAUUCUCCCUCCUCAACCAGAAAAUAUCAAGAUUUCCAACAUCACACACUCCUCAGCUGUGAUUUCUUGGACAAUACUAGAUGGGUAUUCUAUUUCCUCUAUUAUCAUCCGUUACAAAGUUCAGGGCAAGAAUGAAGACCAGCACAUUGAUGUCAAGAUUAAGAAUGCCACCAUCACUCAGUAUCAACUCAAGGGCCUAGAGCCUGAAACAGCUUACCAAGUGGACAUUUUUGCAGAGAACAAUAUCGGGUCAAGCAAUCCAACCUUUUCUCAUGAACUGAUGACCCUCCCAGAAUCUCAAGCACCAGCAGAACUCGGAGGUGGGAAGAUGCUCCUCAUAGCCAUCCUCGGCUCGGCUGGAAUGACCUGCCUGACAGUGCUUUUGGCCUUUCUGAUCAUGUUGCAAUUGAAGAGAGCAAAUGUCCAGAGGAGAAUGGCCCAAGCCUUCCAGAACGUGAGGGAAGAGCCAGCUGUGCAGUUCAACUCAGGAACUCUGGCCCUAAACAGGAAGGUCAAAAACAACCCAGAUCCUACAAUUUACCCAGUGCUUGACUGGAAUGACAUCAAAUUUCAAGAUGUGAUUGGAGAGGGCAAUUUUGGCCAAGUUCUGAAGGCACGAAUCAAGAAGGAUGGGUUACGGAUGGACGCUGCCAUCAAGAGAAUGAAAGAAUACGCCUCCAAAGAUGACCACAGGGACUUUGCAGGAGAACUGGAGGUCCUCUGUAAACUGGGACACCACCCAAAUAUCAUCAAUCUCUUGGGUGCAUGUGAACAUCGAGGCUACCUGUACUUGGCCAUCGAGUAUGCCCCCCACGGCAACCUCCUGGACUUUCUGCGCAAGAGCCGUGUGCUGGAGACNNCCCCUAGGUUUAUGUUAACAAAACAAAGUGAAAAGGCAAGUACUAUGCUAAAAAUACAUUUUAUUUUUAAAUUUCAGUUUAUCCACAGAGACCUGGCUGCCAGAAACAUUUUAGUUGGUGAAAACUACGUAGCUAAAAUAGCAGAUUUUGGAUUGUCCCGAGGUCAAGAAGUAUAUGUGAAAAAGACAAUGGGAAGGCUGCCAGUGCGCUGGAUGGCGAUCGAGUCCCUCAAUUACAGCGUGUACACAACCAACAGUGAUGUGUGGUCCUAUGGUGUGUUACUGUGGGAGAUUGUCAGCUUAGGAGGCACCCCCUACUGCGGGAUGACCUGUGCAGAGCUCUACGAGAAGCUGCCCCAGGGUUACAGACUGGAGAAGCCCCUGAACUGUGAUGACGAGGUGUAUGAUCUAAUGAGACAAUGCUGGCGCGAGAAGCCUUAUGAGAGGCCGUCAUUUGCCCAGAUACUGGUGUCCUUAAACAGAAUGUUGGAAGAACGAAAGACCUAUGUGAAUACCACGCUUUAUGAGAAGUUCACCUAUGCAGGAAUUGACUGCUCAGCUGAAGAAGCGGCCUAGGACAGAAAAGCCUCAUCUACAUGCCCCUGUCCCCCUUCACCAGCAUGAGAGACCCGUGCGUGAUACCUACUGAGAAAACAAGCCUCUGCCGAGAGAUGUGAUGAGGAAUUGUGUAUAUAUUGCUGUAUAUCUGGGACCUCCAACCCCCCUGUCCCGUGUGUGGAUCUAUAGUAUGCUCUGACUCUAGGAGGACUGUAUAUACUGUUUUGAGUAAGAAUGUGCUGAAAUCAGAAUGCCUGUUUGUGGUUUCAUAUGCAAUAAUAUAUUUUUCUAAAAUGUGGACUUCAUAGGAAAGGUAUGAAUACAAUGACUGUAAUGCAUAACUCAUAACUGUCCUACGUAUUUUUGGAUAUUUACCUUGUUAUGUUUUGCUGUGUAGAAGUAAAAUGUUGUGAAUAAACCUAACAAAGACCCUGACGGUAGCACAGGUGAGGGAAAUGUCUGAAUUCCAGCAGGACACAGGUUAAUAUUUCAGAAACUGAAAAAUCCAAGCAACAGGAAAUUUCCUCAUUCUCUCCAUUCUCCUCCACCUGAAGAAGCCAGUCCAAUUUCAGUCAUGUGACAACUUUGUCUUGUGUUUCUAAGUCUACAAGUCAAUCCAGAAUGCUAAUCUCUAAAACCAGACAUAAAUCUCAUUCUUUAGAAGUUUGUCUUCACAGAAGUAUAACCAUAAGUUUAAUGGAUUAGAUAAUGGGAUUGACUUUUAGUUUGUCUGGUGGUAAUAUUGACUUGCAUAUUUUAAUAAUAAAAAUAGCCUGGGUGAUAUUUGGGAGACAUGUGACAUUUAUAUUGAAUUAACACCCCUACCUGUAUUGCACAUUGUAAAAAGUUUUAGUUCUGAGCAGUUGUGAGUUUACCAUGUAUACUGUAGGCACACGUUGCACCGAGAUCAUAUUCUAAGUGAAUAAAUGUCUUGCCAGAUGUCUUCAUUAUGCUUUGAAGAAAA